AUGGUUAAGAGCAACGACCUCCAAAGUGUAGCAAUUUCCCACUUUAAAGGUGGGGAAAAGGCUCCGGAAAUUGCAAAAUUAUUGACAAAUAAGGCCGAUCGAGUCACGAUACAUCGCUGGUUAUGUCGUUAUAAACAAUCUGGUCCAAUUAGCGUUAAACCAAAAUCAGGAAGACCAAGAGCUGGACGGACAAAACGACUCAUCAAUUUAGUCAAAACAAGACUUAAUUCCAACGUUCGUCGAAAAAGUAUACGAACCAUGACGAAAGAUUUCAAAAGUACAUAUGCGACCAUCAGAAGAGUACUUGUUGAAGAUUUGGGAAAGAAAUGCUAUCGAAAAAUUAAUGUUCAAAAGCUGAAACAAGAUCAAAAACCAAUUAGAAAGCAAUGUUGCACAUGGAUUAGAAAGAACAUUGAUCGCCGCAAAGCGGAAAAUAUGAUGGUUACAGAUGAAAAAAUAUUUACAAAGAAUGGUUAUAUUAAUCCUAAAAAUGAUGUUGUAUGGGCUGACAGUCGAUGUGAUACUAAUGACCGUGGCGGUGUUCACGAAAAAGAAAAAUUUCCAGCGUCGAUCAUGAUUGCAUUCGGGGCAACAUGGAACAGACCUACGGAACCGUAUUUUUUUAGAAGGAUAAACGGUUAA
Molecule: messenger RNA, 642 nt
Organism: Rotaria socialis
Lineage: Eukaryota; Metazoa; Rotifera; Eurotatoria; Philodinida; Philodinidae
Source: the annotation of a GenBank genome assembly